Messenger RNA from Otolemur garnettii (small-eared galago), 1013 nucleotides. It is a transcript of the gene TMEM38B, whose product is annotated as transmembrane protein 38B. Gene Ontology annotation, biological process: potassium ion transmembrane transport. Gene Ontology annotation, cellular component: membrane. Gene Ontology annotation, molecular function: potassium channel activity; identical protein binding. The transcript is spliced from 6 exons. Bases 119 to 994 code for a protein of 291 amino acids. Lineage: Eukaryota; Metazoa; Chordata; Mammalia; Primates; Galagidae. The record is from RefSeq and is a predicted model, not a curated record.
CGCACGCGCGGGGCCCGAGCGGGCGCGGAGCGGCGCCGCGUCCCCUCCUCCAUCCCUCAGCGCUCAAGGUGGUAACCCGUCGCCGCGGCUUCUUGGGCCGCAGUGGUCCGCCGUAGUUAUGGAGUCUCCAUGGGAUGAGCUGGCUCUGGCCUUCUCCCGCACGUCCAUGUUCCCCUUUUUUGACAUCGCCCACUAUCUAGUGUCUGUGAUGGCUCUGAAGCGUCAGCCCGGAGCAGUGGCAGUGGCAUGGAAGAAUCCUUUUUCUAGCUGGUUUACUGCUAUGCUCCACUGCUUUGGUGGAGGAAUUUUAUCGUGUAUACUGCUUGCAGAGCCUCCACUGAGGUUUCUUGCAAACCACACUAAUAUAUUACUGGCGUCUUCAAUCUGGUAUAUUACUUUUUUUUGCCCAUGUGACCUGGUUUCCCAGGGCUAUUCAUUUUUACCUGUUCAACUUCUGGCCGCAGGAAUGAAGGAAGUGACCAGAACUUGGAAAAUAGUAGGUGGAGUCACACAUGCUAAUAGCUAUUACAAAAAUGGCUGGCUAGUCAUGAUAGCUAUUGGAUGGGCCCGAGGUGCAGGUGGUGCCAUCAUCACGAAUUUUGAGAAGUUGAUAAAAGGAGAUUGGAAACCAGAAGAUCAUGAAUGGCUGAAGAUGUCCUACCCUUCCAAGAUAACCCUGUUGGGGUCAGUUAUCUUCACAUUGCAGUACACCAACCAUCUGGCAAUAUCAAAGCAUAAUCUUAUGUUCCUUUAUACCAUCUUUAUUGUGGCCACAAAGGUGACCAUGAUGGUUACGCAGACUUCUACUACGACUUUUUCUCCUUUUGAGGAUAUGUUGAGUCGGAUGCUAUUUGGCUGGCAGCAGCAGUUUCCAUUAUGUGAAAAGAAAAGUGAAACAAAGACAUCUUCCAAUGGCAUGGGGUCGCUGGCCUCCAAACCUGUAGAUGAAACUUUAGAUAAGGUUAAAAAGAAACAGGCUAAGAAGACUGAAUAAAUUUACUUGAUAAGCUCUA